Triticum aestivum (bread wheat) is the source of this 612-nucleotide messenger RNA. RefSeq lists its product as uncharacterized. The transcript has 5 exons. Bases 70 to 612 code for a protein of 180 amino acids. Lineage: Eukaryota; Viridiplantae; Streptophyta; Magnoliopsida; Poales; Poaceae. The record is from RefSeq and is a predicted model, not a curated record.
CCCUAGCUUUCGCCUCCCCCCUCUCGCCGUUUCCCUCCCCCACGCACACCAACCGAAGCUCUGCCCGCCAUGGAUGACCUUAGUUGCCGUGGCCACCUCCCUCCCCGAGCUAUGACACCGCGUCGAAGAGGACCGUCGUCGUCUGCUACAUCAUCUGCGGGGAUCCAUUCGACCGGAGCCGCACUGCAUCGCCGGGAUCGACGCAUCUACCUCGCCUAUGGCCGCCGCUGCCCCGCGCCCGAUCUACCUCACCGGAGCUCCUCCGCCCCGCCGGACGCGUCGUCCGCCUCCCCCUACCCCGAGACCGAUGCUGCCCCUGUGAUCGACUACGUCACCAAUGACACUUCUUCCUUUUCAGCAGAGCUUUCAGAUGGUGGAGCCCAGGAUCCAGACGUCACCUUCGACGACAACUGCUACUACACUGAGGCAAGGCAGGUGCUGCAUUGGAAGAGAUCAAAACACUCCUUGCUACAAACCCUAUACUGGCAGCACCCGGAGCAGAUAGCCAUUUCCAUGGGAAUCCAUCGUCUUGAAGUUCGAGGAGAUUCUAAUAUUGCUAUCUCUCAAGUUAACGACGAGUUUGACGCAAAGGAUCUGAAGAUGACGGCAUAA